AAGGAAGCUAACUGACAUUUGCUUGAGAAGGGGGUAAGAGAAGCAGCCCAGCAGGGGUUCUCUUCCCAAGCUAGAUCUUGGCCAUCGUGGUGGGUGUGGGAAGGAAUCUGGAGGGACAACACGACAGGUCUUUUUACUAACAUAGUCCUAAUUUUCAGAGGGUACAUUGGCGGCCUUCAUCUGCACAGCAGGGGGUCCUCCUCCAAACACAGCUCCAGGAUAUGGUCUCCCUCAGACAAAUUAAUUGGAAAACCUAGGAAACAUUCAAGAAAACAGAGGGUGCGGUGGCGGCCUUCAUCUGCACAGCAGGGGGUCCUCCUCCAAAGACAGCUCCAGGACAUGAUCUCCCUCAGACACAUGGAUUGGAAAAGCUGGGAAACAAUCAACAGAACAGAGGGUGCGGUGGCAGCCUUCACCUGCAUGGCAGGGGGUCCUCCUCCACAGACAGCUCCAGGACAUGGUCUCCCUCAGAACAAAUGGAUUGGAAAAUAUGGGAUACAUUUAAUAGAACAGAGGGUGCCAUGGCAGCCUUCAUCUGCACAGCAGGGGUUCCUUCUCCACAGACAACUCCAGGACAUGUGUCCAGAGCAUCACAGCUCAAAUGUUUCCCAACAUCUUCCCAAGUCUCCCUCAUAAAAAUUGUUUUCAAAGAAUCUAACAAGCUUGAGGAAGGGAGGGCGCCUUGGCAGCCUUCACCUGCACAUCAGGGGGUCCUCCUCCACAGACAGCUCCAGGACAUGGUCUCCCUCGGACAAAUGCAUUGGAAAACAUAGGUAACAAUUAAUACAGGUAAUCCUCCAGAGUCAAAGAAGCUAACUGACACUUGGCUUUAAGAAGGGAGGGUGCGGUGGUGGCCUUCACCUGCACAGCAGGGGGUCCUCCUCCAAAGACAGCUCCAGGACAUGGUCUCCCUCUGACACAUGGAUUGGAAAACCUGGGAAACCAUCAAUAGUACAGAGGGUGCUGUGGUGUUCUUCAUCUGCACAGCAGGGGGUCCUCCUCCAAAGACAGCUCCAGGACAUGGUCUCCCUUGGAACACGUUGAUUGUAAAACCUAGGAAAAAUUCAAUACAACAGAGGGUGCAGUGGCAGCCUUCACCUGCACAGCAGGGGGUCCUCCUCCAAAGACUGCUCCAGGACAUGACACGCAGAUUAGAGAACCUGGGAAACAUUCAAGAGAACAGAGGGUGCGGUGGCGGCCUUCAUCUGCCCAGCAGGGGGUCCUCCUCCAAAGACUGCUCCAGGACAUGGUCUCCCUCAGACACGCAGAUUAGAGAACCUGGGAAACAUUCAAGAGAACAGAGGGUGCGGUGGCGGCCUUCAUCUGCCCAGCAGGGGGUCCUCCUCCAAAGACUGCUCCAGGACAUGACACGCAGAUUAGAGAACCUGGGAAACAUUCAAGAGAACAGAGGGUGCGGUGGCGGCCUUCAUCUGCCCAGCAGGGGGUCCUCCUCCAAAGACUGCUCCAGGACAUGGUCUCCCUCAGACACGCAGAUUAGAGAACCUGGGAAACAUUCAAGAGAACAGAGGGUGCGGUGGCGGCCUUCAUCUGCCCAGCAGGGGGUCCUCCUCCAAAAAGUGCUCCAGGACAUGGUCUCCCUCAGACAAAUUCAUUGGAAAACCUGGGAAACAAUCAAUACAGAGGGUGCGGUGGCAGCCUUCACCUGCACGGCAGGGGGUCCUCCUCCACAGACAGCUCCAGGACAUGGUCUCCCUCAGAACAAAUGGAUUGGAAAAUAUGGGAUACAUUUAAUAGAACAGAGGGUGCCAUGGCAGCCUUCAUCUGCACAGCAGGGGUUCCUUCUCCACAGACAACUCCAGGACAUGUGUCCAGAGCAUCACAGCUCAAAUGUUUCCCAACAUCUUCCCAAGUCUCCCUCAGAAAAAUUGUUUUCAAAGAAGCUAACACUUGGCUUGAGGAAGGGAGGGUGCAGUGGCGGCCUUCAUCUGCACAGCAGGGGGUCCUCCUCCAAAGACAGCUCCACGACAUGGUCUCCCUCUGACACAUGAACUGAAAAACCUGGGAAACAAUCAAUAGUACAGAGUGUGCGGUGGCGGCCUUCAGCUGCACAGCAGGGGGUCCUCCUCAAAAGACAGCUCCAGGACAUGGUCUCCCCCAGAACAAACGGAUUAGAAGACUUGGCAAACAAUCAAUAGAGCAGAGGGUGUGGUGUCCGCGGCUUUCAUCUGGACAUCGGGGGUCCUCCUCCAAAGACAGCUCCAGGACAUGGUCUCCCUCAGACAAAUUCAUUGGAAAACCUGGGAAACAUUCAAUGGAACAGAGGAUGCGCUGGCGGCCUACAUCUGCACAGCAGGGGGUCCUCAUCCAAAGACAGCUCCAGGAAAUGGUCUCCCUCAGAACAUCGGGAUGGGAACACCUGGUAAUCUUUCAAUAGAACAGG
Molecule: messenger RNA, 2401 nt
Organism: Antechinus flavipes (yellow-footed antechinus)
Lineage: Eukaryota; Metazoa; Chordata; Mammalia; Dasyuromorphia; Dasyuridae
Exons: 36
Coding region: 921-2009 (362 amino acids)
Source: RefSeq, a predicted model, not a curated record